Kwoniella botswanensis is the source of this 2730-nucleotide messenger RNA. RefSeq lists its product as uncharacterized. Gene Ontology annotation, biological process: protein phosphorylation; tRNA export from nucleus. Gene Ontology annotation, cellular component: cytoplasm. Bases 1 to 2730 code for a protein of 909 amino acids. The record is from RefSeq and is a predicted model, not a curated record. Lineage: Eukaryota; Fungi; Basidiomycota; Tremellomycetes; Tremellales; Cryptococcaceae. The transcript has 11 exons. Gene Ontology annotation, molecular function: protein kinase activity; ATP binding.
AUGAACUACCUCAAAUCCAUCACAACGUCUGUCCUCCAGUCGACAGGAGUCACAUUCCCCUUCUCCAUUGGCGAGCGUAUACCGGGAUUAGACAGCUCCAGCUCAAUAUGGGAGAUCAGAGAAGGUGUCAAGAGAGAUGACGGAACACCUUUAACAUUGUUCAUCUACGAUUCGACGUUACCACCUUUUCAACCUGGCAACAAAGAUCGAAAGACAUUAUUCCAACUGGCAAGGAAUGCUCUGAAGAAGCUCAGGACGAUACGCCAUCCUGACGUAGUCAAAUACAUCGAUUCGGUUGAAACUGAAACGCACAUAUAUAUCGCUACCGAGCGUGUAAGACCUUUGGAAGGUGUGCUGAGAGACUGGGAGACGGGAGGUGCGCUAGCUGGUAAAGGGAAAGGGAAAGGGAAAGAAGAGUGGAUAGGCUGGGGUGUGAAGAGUGUAUCAACGGCUUUGGCAUUCCUCAACGCACCACCUCUAUCUCAACAUCAUGCCUACCUGCUACCCUCAACAAUCUUUGUGACGCCAUCUCUAGAAUGGAGAUUAGGUGGAUUCGACCUGUUGACUGGUCGAGAGGAUCAAGCAGGAGUGUUAUGGGCUUUGGGAGGUGUAGCUCCUGGCGACGUCGGAGAGCGGUCUGGGCCGGAAGUGAAGAAAGGUGGAUGGGGAGUCUUGAGGGAUACCGAUCCAGCAUUAUCAGAUACCUAUCUUCUGGCUUUACUACUCUUCACAUUAUACAACCCUUUAUCACCUUUACCUUCUCUCUCCUCCGCACCCACACCAUCAUUAGCAGGCUCAAUACCUAAAUCGUUAUUCCCAAUAUGGAAGAAAAUGCUAAAUCCCAAUCCUCGAACCCGAUUAUCGACGGCUUCUUUCCUUGACGAAGCAGCUCAAAGUGGAUUCUGGUCGUCGAAUGCUCUGAUCAGCUUAGUAGAUGGGUUGGAUAACUUCGAAUUGAAGAGUGAAUCUGAAAAAUUAGGCUUGUUGAGAAAUAUCAAAGAGUCCGCAAGUUCUGGUACAUUACCUUCACCGUUCGUUACCAACAAGAUCUUACCAUCGUUGUUACAUUCAUUAUCCCUUCCUACUGCACCGAGCUCUGCGAUGUUACCCCUAGUCCUCGAGUUGGGUAAAUUGGUCUCACCUGCGGAGUACCCAAAAUUAGUAUUGGAGCCUGUGGUGAAGCUGUAUACCAGCCCAGAUAGAGGUACAAGGAUGGCAUUGUUAGAUGGUCUUAAUGAAUAUGCAGAUAAAUUGGAUAAUAAGAUGGUACAGGAGAAAGUUUGGCCAAAUUUGAUAACUGGUUUCGCCGAUACUGUACCCGUCAUCAGAGAAGCUACAGUCAAAGCUGUAUUCCCGUUAUCUAGCAAGCUAUCUGAUAGAAUAUUGAACAAUGACCUUCUGCGACUUUUGGCAAAGAUGCAGAUGGAUACAGAACCUUCUAUACGUACCAACACGUGUAUCUUACUAGGUAGACUGGCACCGAUCUUAGGACCGAAUACCAAGAAAAAGGUUUUAGUACCUGCUUUUGCAAGAAGUUUGAAAGAUCCUUUCGUUCAUGCCAGAGUAGCUGGUUUGAUGGCUCUCAUGGCGACUGUCGAUUGUUUCGAUAGAGAUGAUUUGGCGGGGAAGGUCGUGCCGAACAUGGCGUUCACUCUGGUUGAUAAGGAGAAGUUGGUACGUGACCAGGCGUUCAAAGCGAUGAACAUGUUCAUGGCUCGUAUAACGGAGAUGGUCAAAACGAUGCCCGAUACAGUACUAUCAGAAGAGAAAUCAUCCGCAUCAUACGGUCCAGUUACUACCACAUCAUCCACCACCACAACCAACCAAGCCGGUUUAGCCAAUUCAGCAGCUGGUGCAGCCGGUGCAUUAGCAGGAUGGGCAAUCUCAUCCCUGUCCAAGCAACUUUCCACACCAGACAUGAACUCUACCAUGUCAGCUGCGACAGCACUACAUGUCCCUUCGGGACUCAGUCCCAAUCCAUCCCCUAUGAACUCACCUAGGAUCAGUUCCGAUUCCAAUGCUGUAUCAGCGUUCGGAUCGACCUCACCUUCUGUUCCCGGACCUUCUUCUGGUAAAUUCGCCACAGGGGUUAAUGACGGAAGAAGGGGAUCAGCAGGUGGAUCAGGAUUGAAACUUGGAGGUAGUGGGAAUGCUAGAAAGACAGGUGGUGCCGGAGCAGGACCAGGACCAAGUUCUUUGGUGGAUAUGGUAGCAUCUGAGUGGGAUGAUAACGACGGUGGUAAUGCUUGGGGCAAUGAUGAUUUGAUUGAUGUCAAUGCGGAUGAAGAUGAUUGGUCCGCAUUCGAAUCAGCUCCUAUACCAGAGAUAGUUGUUCCCCCACCUCAAUCAUAUUACGUCACAUCUCCCAAACAACCUUCAUCUAAUGGUGUAAACACGAAUACGAAUAAACCAAUUCAGAAAAUCGUUUCUUCAAAUUCACCUAAACCAUCUCCCGUAGCUGCUUUCGCGGCAACUACCAAAUCCAAACCAAAUUCGGCCGUAUCACCUGCGAUGUCAAGUACGACGAAUGAUGAUUGGGGUGAGAUACCUGAUAAUGAUAAUAACUCAUCAUCCAGUCCUCAGAAAGUCGCUUCACCCACUCCUCAGGCUCAAGCUCAGAGUCUAGCGGGAAUGAGUAAAGAGGAUAAAGAUAAAGAGAUGGCUAGACGUAGAGCAGAGAGAGCAGCUAGAAUCGCAGCUAUGAAAGAACAAAAGAAAGGCAAGGCAUAA